AGAUCCAUUUGGUUAUGGCAAAUCGACCAGUUCUACUGCUAUUAUUAUCCAUUGCUCUUCUAUUGUGUCCUAUUCCUAUCAGUGCUCAACAAGUACUUCUCGAACAACAGCUAGAUCAACUACCGGCACCCGACCUUGGCGAUAAUGAUGUAUUGCCAAAAAUGUUUCUUACUACUCUCGAAAAAACUGGUGAAAGUCUAAACACCCGCAAUAACAUACCACCGGACACAUUAAUUGAUCCGGAUGGGCGUAUCGUUGCUUUUCCCAGACGGUUGGAACAAAAGUAUGCAGAAGAACUGCAAGAGGAAAAGGAACUUUUCCAACAAAUAGCCAAAAAAGAUGGUAAGGAAGUGGUUUCAUGGGAUACCUAUCUGUGGAUAAUGCUUGCUUGCAUUUGCAUUAUUGCAUGCGGCGUUGUUCCUGCCUUUGUUUUACCACAUGAUUUCACGGAAUUUUUACAGUCAAACUAUGGUCGCCGAAGCUUACAUUUGCUGUUGAGUUUUGCUGUUGGAAGUCUGAUUGGUGAUGUGUUCCUCCAUUUACUUCCAACUGUUUGGGCAGAUACUCAAGCGGAUAGGUUGACAGCAGGUGUCUGGACCACAGCAGGUGUUUUGUUUUGCUUCAUGCUGGAGAAGCUCUGUUCAACAAAUGAAUCUAGCCAACGCAGAAUGUGCGCCAUAUUAAAUCUUGUCGCCAAUUUUAUGGACAAUUUCACUCACGGGUUAGCCGUUGGUGGCUCAUUUCUAAUGGACACGAAGCUUGGUUUGUUGACGGCAUUCUCAAUAGUUAUCCAUGAGUUACCCCAUGAAAUUAGCGAUUUUGCCAUCUUACUUCGCGCCAAUUUCAACAGAUGGUCUGCGGUUAAAGCCCAGUUGUUGACCGCAGUUGGUGGUGCUCUAGGAGCAUGCACAGCUUUAUUUUUGCAUACCGAAUGUGCGAUAAAUGGACCAUCUCAGAACAUUUUGCCAUUUACUGCCGGUGGUUUUAUCAAUAUUGCUCUCGUCCAAAUACUACCCGAGCUAAUGAAGGAGACUGAUUUAAGGCAAAAUAUUUUACAGUGGAUGUGUUUUUUGAUUGGUAUUACAUUGAUGGGUGUGCUGAAUCAAUUCCAUUUCGACUAG
Loa loa (African eye worm) is the source of this 1121-nucleotide messenger RNA. Its product is annotated as ZIP Zinc transporter. Gene Ontology annotation, molecular function: zinc ion transmembrane transporter activity. The record is from RefSeq and is a predicted model, not a curated record. The coding region runs from base 15 to 1121 and encodes 368 amino acids. Lineage: Eukaryota; Metazoa; Nematoda; Chromadorea; Rhabditida; Onchocercidae. Gene Ontology annotation, cellular component: membrane. The transcript is spliced from 9 exons. Gene Ontology annotation, biological process: intracellular zinc ion homeostasis; zinc ion transmembrane transport.